This is a messenger RNA of Ahaetulla prasina, 1564 nucleotides long. It is a transcript of the gene CFAP126, whose product is annotated as cilia and flagella associated protein 126. NCBI's taxonomy places the organism in Eukaryota, Metazoa, Chordata, Lepidosauria, Squamata, Colubridae. Bases 306 to 1097 code for a protein of 263 amino acids. The record is from RefSeq and is a predicted model, not a curated record. The transcript is spliced from 5 exons. Gene Ontology annotation, cellular component: ciliary basal body. Gene Ontology annotation, biological process: cilium organization.
AAAAGGGGGCGGCCCCCCAACCCCCCCUCCCCCAAAUUGGGGGGGGAUUAAAUGCAUGAUGGGGGCGGGGAGGGGGGCCCUCCCUGCCCCAUUGCACCCUCCAGAAAGGUCGGACUACAACUCCCAUCGCGAGUUUGAAGUACGAAGAUGCCUAUAACCCGCGGAAUUUGCAAAGCUGGAGUCUUCCAAAGGUUACUAAGGCGCAUCCUUCAGCCCGGGAAGGGUUUACUCAAAUUAUAGCCAAUGACAGAGGUCACUUGCUACCUUCCAUCCCACGCUCUAAGGCUUCCCCUUGGGGUACCUAUAUGACCACUUGGGAUAUGCCCCUCAAAAUCCCACCGGCUAAGGUCUCGCUCACCUCCCGCUCCAUUGACGCGGCCGCCCGGCUCACCGAAUGGAUGAAUAAAUCGGCAGCCUUAAGCCAAGCCUGCAACGGAUUGUGUCCAGAAAUUGUCGGCAAGCCUUCCAUCCCGGUGAUCAAAGAAGCUGUCUCUAAACCCACUCGGACCUCCGGUAAAUCAUCCGAGCGACCUAUCUCAUCCGGGAAGAUGCCGGCUUUCGAAGAGGUCGGGUCCCGGGCGGGGGCUACCCCCAGCGGCCCACUGUCUCGCCAGCCCGGCAGCAUGGACCUCCGGCUGAAAGACGUCGGUGGGCCAGACGCCCAGGACGCCUACGAAUUGGAAGCCAAGCCCCCCAAGGAGAGAAGCAACGACGAUAUUCCGCUGUCUCGCCAACCGGGUUGCAUGGAUCUCCGUCUGAAGGACACCAGCCCCCAGCUGGGCGCGUCUAACCGCCCCGGCUCGCGGGAGCCCACCCCGAGGCGGACGAUCUCCGCCGAGGCCCCUCCGUCCGGUCGACCCCGGUCCCGGGAAGCGAGGCCCAAAGGUUUAGGGACCCCCGAGCCUUUGUCUCCCUGCCGUCCGGGGUCUCUGGAAGCGAACCCUCGCCCGGGGUCUCUGGAGGUCAACCCUCGAGGUGACCGUUCGCCGGAGGUUUUACCCUCUAGCCGGCCACUUACGAAAAGCAGGCAGGGGUUGGAAGUGCCGAAGACGGGAAGCGCCGAAAGGAACGCAUCCCGACCCCUUCCCUCCACAUAAAUCUUCCCGGAAGGCCAGAUUUAAUAAAAGAAAAGAAAACGAAACAAAAAGAAAUCAAUUACCAAUGCUUUAAAAAAAAAAAAAGCGGAAAGCGCCAGCCUUUUAAAAGCCUUUCUUUCUGUGUUUUUUUUUCCUUUUUUUGUGUGUGUGUGUGUGUGUGGUUGUUUUGCACUUGUGCCCGUUCAGAUAGAUUCUCCCACGCCUUCCCACCCUCCCCUCAAUCUCAAAUGUCCCAUUUGCGUCUUAGCAAAUUGGCUAAGGGCUGGGUUUUGCCAACGUGCGUCUCCUGGGCUUCAUGCAUGCUCUGGGAAACGAGUUGGCGGCGGGAGGUUCGACCAUCCGUAGGGUACCAAACACAAGUGCAAGGGUUCGAAAAAAAACCAAAAUCGCAGGGGGCGGCCGGACAAUGGAAGGGUGCCGUUUAACACCGGAGGGUUUGUUUUUUUUCUUAAUAAUUAAUAAAGCUA